This is a messenger RNA of Silurus meridionalis, 1979 nucleotides long. It is a transcript of the gene fggy, whose product is annotated as FGGY carbohydrate kinase domain containing. The record is from RefSeq and is a predicted model, not a curated record. Lineage: Eukaryota; Metazoa; Chordata; Actinopteri; Siluriformes; Siluridae. The coding region runs from base 108 to 1799 and encodes 563 amino acids. The transcript has 16 exons. Gene Ontology annotation, biological process: carbohydrate metabolic process. Gene Ontology annotation, molecular function: phosphotransferase activity, alcohol group as acceptor; kinase activity.
GUUUGGUUCCUCUCUCUCGCCGUAGCUCAAAGUCUGUACAUCUCAGUAGCAGCUGCAGCGCUCGAGGUGUUUGUGUUUUCAGAAGCGCGCGUGUCACUUCCGGAUAAAUGACGAGUGUCACUUCGCCCAUGGAGGAUGGUUGUUACGUGGGCGUGGAUGUGGGCAGUGGCAGCGUUCGAGCCGCGCUGGUUUCCAGAGACGGCCGAGUUAUGGCCACGGCGGAGGAACCCAUACAGAUCUGGCAACCUGAGAUGGACUACUACGAGCAGUCUUCAGAGGACAUCUGGAGGAUGUGCUGCAGUACAGUGAAGAAAGUGACCCAAGGUGUUGUGAAGCAGCGUGUGAGAGGGAUCGGUUUUGAUGCCACCUGCUCCCUGGUGGUUCUGGACCAGAGCUUUCAGCCUGUAGCUGUUAAUAAAGAUGGUGUGAAGGAGAGGAACGUGGUCAUGUGGAUGGACCACCGAGCGAAGGAACAAGCGUCUCGUAUCACAGCCACGGCUCACAGGGUCCUGAGCAGCGUAGGCGGCGUGAUGUCCCCCGAAAUGCAGCCGCCCAAGUUACUGUGGCUGAAAGAGAAUCUGAGGGAGAGCUGCUGGGAGGAAGCUGCACACUUCUUUGACCUGCCAGACUUUUUGUCCUGGAAGGCGACGGGUUCUUUAGUUAGAUCAUUGUGCACCGUGGUGUGUAAGUGGACUUAUUCUCCGCUAGACGGCUGGAACGACGGUUUCUGGGCCACCAUCAAUCUGGAGGAUCUGACUGAGAACAAUUAUUCAAAAAUCGGAGAGCGGACAUGUUGUCCCGGCAGCGCGCUCGGACGAGGACUGACCCCCGAAGCAGCCUCAGAUUUGGGUUUGGAGCCGGGAACGGCUGUGGGAGCGUCUCUGAUCGACGCCCAUGCAGGAGGACUGGGAGUUCUCGGAGCGGACGUGAGCGGCCAUCAGCUGCCUUGUGAAAAUCAACCAAUCACGUCUCGUGCGGCUCUGAUCUGUGGGACAUCGUCCUGUCACAUGGCGGUGAGCUGGAAGCCUCUGUUUGUUCCAGGUGUAUGGGGUCCGUAUCUGUCCGCCAUGAUUCCGGACCUGUGGCUUAACGAAGGUGGUCAGAGCGCCACUGGGAAGCUGAUUGACCAUGUGGUGACUGGACAUGCAGCUUUCUUGGAGUUGAAAGAGCAAGCAGAGAAAAGUGGUGUGCAUGUUUAUUCUUUCCUGAACUCCCGUCUGGAGGACAUGGCCAAAGACCUGGAAAACCUGGACGAACUGACCACCGGACUGCACGUGGGGCCCGAUUUCCAUGGCAACCGGUCUCCUCUCGCCGACCAGACCUUAAAGGGAAUGGUUAUUGGACUGUCUUUGUCUCAGACGCUGGAUGACUUGGCUCUUCUUUACCUCGCUACACUCCAAUCUACUGCUCUUGGCACCCGACACAUCCUGGAUGCGAUGAGGGAAGCAGGGCAUGACAUCACGACCUUGUUCCUGUGUGGAGGACUCAGUAAGAACCCUCUGUUUGUGCAGAUACACGCCAACGUCACGGGUUUGCCGAUUGUCCUGCCUGCAGAGAGAGAGGCUGUGUUGGUCGGUGCAGCUGUUCUUGGAGCCUGUGCUUCACAGGACUACACGUCCAUACAGGAAGCCAUGGAGAAAAUGGCCAGCAUAGGAGAAGUGGUUCAACCAGACCUCAAGCUUGAGAGCUUUUACAGGAGAAAGUACGCCGUCUUCCUGCGUCUCUUCACCCAUCAGAGAGAGUACGCAGCACUGAUGAGAAACUGCCCCUCUGACACUUCGUCUCCUCUCAGGAAGUGAAAGUCUCACGGUUUCCUCUGCGGGGUAUUCAGACCCGAAACCCAUGCUGCCCUCGGUUCUGGUUCCGCCCCAGAUGCUGCUCAUUUCUCCUUCACUCAUAAGACCUUUAAACAUGAACGUAGUCCUUGAUUUACUUUCUACUGAGAACGUUGAUCAACAAUGGUCUGGAGAUAAAACCUA